GUCGUCCACUUCCUGGAUUGGGCGCCUCAAAGUAAAAUGUGAGCAAAGCCACUCCGGGGAAGGAGAGCACCAGAUCAAGAGCAGUCCUGUGAUUGGUCGAGUUCUCCGUCCUCACUCCACACCGGCCACACUUGUCUGGUUAGAAGAAAACUACGAGGUUGCCGAGGGUGUCUGCAUUCCACGAAAUACCCUGUACCUGCACUACGUGGACUUCUGCACCAGGAACACCAUGCAGCCGGUCAACGCGGCAAGUUUCGGAAAGAUAAUCCGGCAGCAGUUUCCGCAGCUGACCACAAGGAGGCUGGGCACCAGGGGUCAGUCCCGCUACCACUACUACGGCAUCGCAAUCAAGGAAGCGUCACUUUACUUCGAAUCAUCGUAUUCCAGAAGCUCGGGCUGUGGGGACCUCGAGUACAGGCGGGAGAUACCCUAUACAAAGCAGGGAUCUACUUUUUCGGCCGUGCCACCCCGUGUCCGCAUCAGCGCGGUGCUGCCGGAGUUUCCCUGCGUGAGGGACAUGGUGCUGCCCAAGGAGGCCGACGCCGACAAGAUGGACACCUUCUUGACCAUGUACCGAACCCACUGCCAGCGGGUCUUAGACACCGUCCUGAGAGCAAGCUUGGAAGAGGUGCCCCACUACCUGAGCCACUUCUGGCACGGCAUCCCGCCGCACCUGGUGUCGGUGCUGUCGAGCAACGCGCUCAUCAACCUGGUCGGAGUGUGCGACAACCUCCUCUACGGGGCGCUGUCGGGAGUGCUGCUGCCCCCGCUCCUGCAGCCCAUGCCCGACAGCGUGUCCCGGGCCAUGCGAACGUUCUCCGAGGAUCUGGAGAAGUGGCUGGACGGGGCUGUCGCCGGAUUUCCCGAUAACCUCCGCACUGUAAAGAUAGAAAUGGGUCGGCGGUUCUCGCAGAGCCUGCGGCGGCACCUGUCGCUGAGCCAGCUGGUGCAGGCGUGGCGCGUGCUGGCCCGGGGCGGCAGCCAGGGGUCCGGCCACAUGCUGCGGGACUGGAGUCAGCUAGACCUGACGGCCCUCUGCCAGGAGACCCUGUUCGGGGGACAGCAGCAGCCCAGGCCCUCGCUACACUUCCUCUACAGACUGGUCAAAGAGUUUGAGGCAUUUCUGGCAGAAGACACCCCCGUGGAAGUCUAUCUAGACUGGCUCGAAGCUGUCAUCCGGAAGACCGUGUCUUUGCCCAGCCUGCGGAGAGGGCUCUCUGCUCGAAAGCUAGCUGGGGAGUUCCUGCUUCUCUGGUCGGCCUUUGGGACAAGAAUCAUUCGUGACAUGACCCUUCACAGUGCGACCACCUUCGGAUCGUUCCAUCUGCUGCGACUUCUCCUGGACGAGUAUGUGCUGUUCCUGCUGGAGCGCGUCCUGACCGAGGACUUGGUGCGGCAGCUCCUCACCAACGUCUCGCGGGACCUGGUGCCUUCGGUCUUCCCUGAGGUCGGCCUGGCCGGCCUCUCGUCCGACCAGGGCGGACGAGGCAAGUGGCUCAGCGAGUCGCCGCUGGGCUCGGGCUUCAAGGCCCAGGGGUUUCCGGAUGACCACCUAAGCUCGGACGACACUGCUGAAGGUUUCCAUGGUCAAGGAGGAUCCCCUCCAUUGUGGUCACAUGGCAAUGGCGACUGCUCUCACACGAGCAACAGCAGCGACCCACUGACUGGGAGCGGAUACGAGUCCCGCCGGUCCUGGGGCUUCUGCCAAGACCUCCGUUCUGCGGGGUACGACCUGAACGGCACACAGUAUUCUGCCGCAAGUUGCACGGUAGAGGCGCCUAUGGAAGGCGUCGCGAGAGAUUGUGGCUCAACGUGGGAGGCAGGGUAUGAGCCCUUCCCGGAGGCCUUGCUGCCAUUCCCAAGAAACCCACACGACACCGGCAGCGAGCACGACUACACUGCCGCCUGAUGAACGCCCGUUAACAAAUUCUACGGAGGUUCCUGGCAGCGUGAAUCAUCGAGUUACUUUACAAAUAAAAUUGUAUAAUUAAGCCUCUGAAA
Messenger RNA from Ixodes scapularis (black-legged tick), 2001 nucleotides. Its product is annotated as transcription factor RFX4-like. The record is from RefSeq and is a predicted model, not a curated record. The transcript has 17 exons. Bases 230 to 1909 code for a protein of 559 amino acids. Gene Ontology annotation, molecular function: RNA polymerase II cis-regulatory region sequence-specific DNA binding; DNA-binding transcription factor activity, RNA polymerase II-specific. NCBI's taxonomy places the organism in Eukaryota, Metazoa, Arthropoda, Arachnida, Ixodida, Ixodidae. Gene Ontology annotation, biological process: regulation of transcription by RNA polymerase II.